CACCGUUUUACUUCCUGUUAGAAAUCUCAACAACAGAACCGAAGCGCUGAAGCUAAACAACACUAGCAGCUUUUGGUCAACAAAUGUUAAUGUAGCAACAAUACUGCGUACUAACAAUGAUUCCAUACACUGUCAACAUCAAACUCGCGGCUCGGACUUUGACUGGCACUCUCCAUUUGCAGAAUAAAACCGCUGUAGAUUGGGGUUGGCAGGGGCUGAUAGCUCAGGGAUGUCACUCCAGUAUUCUCAUCAUCGAUCCAAAGACGUCUCAGACCAUCCAGGUGCUGGAGAGGCACAAAGCUAACGUGGUCAAGGUGAAAUGGUCCAGGGAGAACUACUACCACAACCAGAGCUCUCCCUACUGUCUGCGGCUGGCCUCAGGUGACGCCUCAGGGAAGAUCAUAGUGUGGGAUGUCGUCAGCGGCACUGCCCAUUGUGAGAUCCAGGAACACUCUAAACCUAUCCAGGACUUGGAGUGGUUAUGGAAUCAGGAUGCAUCUCGUGAUUUACUGUUAGCCAUCCACCCUCCCAACUACAUCGUGCUGUGGAACGGAGACACGGGGACCAAGCUGUGGAAGAAAAGCUACGCUGAGAACAUCCUCUCCUUCUCUUUUGACCCCUUUGACCCCUCCAAUAUGGCAUUGCUGACCAGUGAAGGAAUAGUCUUCAUCACGGACUUCUCCCAUUCUAAACCGCCGGGAAGCGCAGGUAAAAAGGUCUACAUCGCCAGCCCUCAUGCAAGCCCCGCCCACACCAAGCCUGCCCCAGCCGCUACCCCGGCCCCCACAGGCGCCAAGAAGGCCCUCAACAAGGUCAAAGUGCUCAUCACCAAUGAAAAACCCACUGCGGAGGCGGUGACGUUGAACGACUGUCUGCAGCUGUCCUACCUGCCGUCCAAGAGGAACCACAUGCUGCUGCUUUACCCCAGAGAGAUUCUCAUCCUGGACCUGGAGCUCAGCCAGACCGUGGGUGUGGUGGCCAUCGAGCGCUCCGGGGUGCCCUUCAUUCAGGUGAUUCCCUGCGCUCAGCGGGACGCGCUCUACUGUCUCCAUGAGAACGGCUGUAUCACCCUCCGAGUGUGUCGCUCUACUACAACCCAAGAGGAAGCAACAGACCCAGAGCAGAGUACCCACGAGCUUUUGUACGACCUGCGUUCUCAGUGCGAUGCCAUCCGCGUCACCAAGACAGUCCGGCCAUAUCGCAUGGUUAUCUGCCCCGUCAACGAAAACAGCGCUGCGCUAAUGGUCAGCGACGGCAGAGCCAUGCUGUGGGAGCUCAAAGCCCACACCGGCAGGGCUGUCACCAAUCAAAGUUCUGGGCUCUCGCCGCUCUACACCCCCAUUUCAUUUUGUGGAUCUCCACUGGGCACGAACCAGAAAAGGAUUCAGGAUCUCUCUCUCAACAGCAUGAUCGGUCAGACCUUGAUAGCUGGUGAGGCUCUUCCUCCAUCAUCCAUCCAGCAGGAGGUCCAGUUGAAGUUCCUGCUGACAGGCCUGCUAUCCGGUCUGCCACUGCCACCAUUUGCGAUCCGCAUGUGUCCCCCCCUAACCACCAAAAACAUCAAUCACUACCAACCCCUGCUGGCUAUAGGCACCAGUAAUGGGUCUGUGCUGGUCUAUAACCUGACCAGUGGUCUCCUCCACAAAGAACUCAGUGUCCACUCUUGUGAAGUCAGGGGAAUUGAGUGGGUGAGUCUUACCAGCUUCCUAUCUUUUGCUACUUCUGCACAGAACAACAUGGGCAUGGUGCGCAAUGAACUGCAGCAUGUGGACUUGCUUACGGGCAGAUGCUUUGCAUUCAGAGGCGAGCGAGGAAACGACGAGCCACCCAUUGAGAUGAUUAAAGUGUCUCACCUCAAGCAGUACCUGGUGGUUGUGUUCAGAGACAAACCGCUGGAGCUGUGGGACACCAGGACAGGGACGCUUCUCCGGGAGAUGGCAAAGAACUUCCCCACUGUUACUGCACUGGAGUGGUCCCCGUCCCACAACCUGAAGAGCCUGAAGAAGAAGCAGAUGGCAGCGAGGGAAGCCAUGGCUCGGCAGACCGUGUCAGACGCCGAGCAGAGUAGCGUGGAAUCUUCAGUCAUAAGUCUCCUGCAGGACGCAGAGAGCAAGUCAGAGACCAGUCAAGCCAUCUCAGCCAGGGAGCACUUUGUGUUCACGGACACAGACGGGCAGGUCUACCACAUCACCGUCGAGGGCAACACAGUCAAGGAUGGUGCACGAAUUCCCCCUGAUGGCAGUAUGGGCAGUAUCGCCUGCAUUGCUUGGAAAGGCGACACCCUGGUCCUCGGGGAUGUGGACGGCAAUCUCAACUUCUGGGACCUCAAAGCUCGUUUGUCCAGGGGAAUACCAACCCAUCGUGGCUGGGUGAAGAAGAUCCGCUUCGCCCCGGGGAAGGGCAACCAGAAGCUGCUGGUGAUGUACACAGAUGGAGCAGAGGUCUGGGAUACCAAAGAGGUCCAAAUGGUGAGCAGCAUGCGGAUCGGACGCAACGUGAACUACCGCGUCCUGGACAUCGACUGGUGCACGUCAGACAAGGUUGUUCUGGCCUCUGACGACGGCUGUAUCCGAGUUCUGGAGAUGGCCAUGAAGUCCGCCAGCUACCGUAUGGAUGAACAGGACCUGACCGAUCCAGUGUGGUGUCCCUACUUGCUGGUGCCCCGUGCUGCCCUCACCCUCAAGACAUUCCUCCUGCUGCAGCCCUGGUCAGGAACCUUCACCAUGGACAUCACUCAAGUAGACUACAACGAGAAAGAUGAGAUAAAAGGCCUGAUCCAGGAGCAGCUCAACGCCAUGUCUAAUGAUCUGAAGAGCGUGCUACAAGACCCGGAGCUCAGCCUGCUGCAGCGCUGCCUCCUGGUCUCACGGCUGUUCGGUGACGAGUCGGAUCUUCACUUCUGGACUGUGGCGUCCCACUACAUCCAGUCGUUCGCUCAGGCCCGUCUGUCCACCCCAGAUGGGCAAAGUGAAGGAACCCAGCCGCCGCCUCAGAACCACCUGGACAUCUGCAAUGACAUCCUGUGUGAGAGCUCUUACUUCCAGAAGUUCCAGUUGGAUCGGGUCCAUCUGCAGGAGGUGAAGCGCUCCAGUUAUGAACACACCAAGAAAUGUGCGGACCAGCUCCUCCUGCUGGGUCAGACGGACCGAGCGGUGCAGCUACUGUUGGAGACUAGCGCAGACAACUCCAGCUACUACUGUGAUUCACUCAAAGCCUGCCUGGUGACCACCAUCACCUCCUCAGGCCCCUCACAGUCCACCAUCAAACUGGUGGCCACGAACAUGAUCGCCAAUGGCAAGCUAGCAGAGGGCGUCCAGCUGCUGUGUUUGAUUGACAAGGCGGCGGAUGCGUGCCGCUACUUGCAGACCUACGGGGAGUGGAACCGCGCCGCCUGGCUGGCUAAGGUGCGUCUGAACCCAGCGGAGAGCUCAGAUGUGCUGAAGCGCUGGGCAGAGCAGCUGUGCUCCCCGCAGGUCAACCAGAAGUCCAAAGCCAUCCUGGUGUUGCUGUCGCUGGGCUGCUUCUAUAAAGUAGGAGAGAUGCUGCACAGUAUGCGGUACUUUGAUCGCGCCGCCCUCUUCAUCGAAGCCUGUCUGAAGUACGGGGUGAUGGAGGCCGAUGACUCUUCCAAUAAACUAAUCAAGUCAGCAUUUCUGGAGUACGCUCGGCUGCUGCGCUCCCUGGGCCUGCGUGAGGGCGCUGCUCUGUGGGCGUCCCGGGCCGGCAGCGCUGGGGAGCAGCUGAUGGAGGAGCUGUUCCAGGGGGAGGGCAGCAUGCCAGGGAGCGUUCUUGGCGAAGACAAAGUGGAGCUGGGCCAGGAGAGCACCGAGUGACCUCUGAAAGAACGGGAGGUUGGAAGGAGAACGGAUGAUGGUGCAAAUCAAGGGUCGGCCUAUCAUUCGAACUUCUAUACAUUGACCAUUGUGAGUGAACUCUGUCAGCGCCCAGAGGAGAUGUGAGAUUUCCUCCAUGUGGACACUCCCUGUUUCUGUGGCUACGAAUAGUUUCUUAAUGUUUGCUAUGACGUGUGUGUGUUUGUGCACAUUAGUGAAUGCAUGCAACAUCCCCAAAAAAAACACACUUCUGUCCUGAUUCCCCCCCGGCACUUGAAGUGAUACACCUUGUGUUUUUGUUGGUUAACGUAUUUAACUCAGUAGGUUUCUUUUUUAUGGUUGCUUGGUAAGCUUUAUUUCACGUGCCUGUGUUAAUGACUUCAAAACGCUGUUGUAGCUCUACAGGUUUAAUUUGCCUUUUCUCUGCUGAGUUGAAAUGCGGGAGUUGAUUCAUCCAAAAAUAAUAUGUUCCAUAUUUCAUUUGCACUGCCCUUGACGGCCCACAUUAAUUAACUACUCUGUGACAGGAUUCCCAAACAAUUUUUUUGCACUUAAAUGAACCAAAAAAAACCCCAUUAUUAGCUGACACUGAUUCCCCGACGCUUUCUGUAACAGAGAAACAAAAUUUCUCUAGACAGACACACAACAGACUGGGUGUUCCAGCCUCAGCAGGUGGUUCUGUAUAAUUGAUUGACCAAAGCCUGCUACCUCCCAGCCUCCACAUGUUGAGCGGCAGGAGACUUAGCCAGGCCACCUUGCUCCUAUUCCAUUAGAAUAUAAUGUCCCUGAGCACAGAGGGGAUAGGAGUGAUGCCAUUUAACUAGCUUGUGUAGAGUUCACAUUAGUUGAAUAGAUUCUGGUCAACCCAUUCCAGGAUUUUUUUAUUUUCUACUUUUAUGAAACCUUGAAAAGAAAAACUGCUCUCCAUGUUCUUUGAUGUUUGCUGUUAUUCUCUGGUGUGUAUUACAAGAAAAACGUGUCAUUUUAAUCAGACCUCUGACAUCAAUUACACACAAAUGGUUAUCUGCGCUGGCCAUCACAAAUACAAAAGCAGACACACACAUUUUAGGAUAUGACCCACUGCCAUCCAUUCUGCUUUUUGGACCAUGAAACUCCUAAUGACAAUACAAAAUUCAUAUUAAGUGGAUGUGUGUUUGAUUGCCAUGUUACGUGUUUAGUGGUCCCGAAACGAGACAGUAACUCUAUCCUUGGGACCGUUUUUUUGUGCGUUAUUGUGUUUCAUAAACACGUCAGUGCUGUUUCUGUUGUGUUGCGUAUAACCCCGGGCAGAGUCACUAUGGCAACCCAAGCCUAUUUUAGGGCACUACAUGCUCCUGUAGAUCCAUUUCACUCCCACUUACAUACUGUAGGAUCUCACAACCCAGCAGAUAAUCAGCUGUAGUUUACCCGAUGCUGUGUUUCUUCCUCCAAUCACGUGCUGCAGUAUUGUGCGAUGAGCUGUACUUCCUCUUUAUGACUAGUGUGAUUAACACAGAACAAACUAUAACCUAUUUUCAUUGUUUUUUGUUCAUUGUCUGUACAGUGAUCCUAAUACUUUAAGCUGUAUAAAUAUGACAAGAGAAAAAAAAAGAUAUGUAUAUAUGGAUGGAAAUAAAAUCAAUAUUAUUAGCUUUA
Messenger RNA from Eleginops maclovinus (Patagonian blennie), 5468 nucleotides. RefSeq names its product WD repeat domain 11 (gene wdr11). The transcript is spliced from 29 exons. Gene Ontology annotation, cellular component: cytoplasm. Gene Ontology annotation, molecular function: protein binding. The record is from RefSeq and is a predicted model, not a curated record. The coding region runs from base 117 to 3833 and encodes 1238 amino acids. Lineage: Eukaryota; Metazoa; Chordata; Actinopteri; Perciformes; Eleginopidae.